AGUGGAACAAUAUUUUAUUUUGGAAAUAAAUAAAUAGUAAUAAACAUGGACGCUCCGUCGGCUACUGGGACUAUACAGUCCACAUCUACAUACUCUGACAGUUCUAAAACUAGCAGCAGAUCGGCUGCAAGCGCUGAAAGGGAUAAAGAAAUGGACUUGACGAAAGACAAUGCGGCAUCACCAAUCGACCUAGAAUGCAGCAUACAAUGCGAGCGCAUCACAAAGAUCCUAGACGAAGCCAUCUACAAAUGCAAGCUAGCAAUCUGCUUACCAGACCUUGUCCAGGAAUACCGGACCUUGAACAAUGUCUUAAGCCCGGCCCAUAUGGACGACCUGAUCUUUAUCUUCGAGCAGUAUGAUAACCCUCUGUUUUCUGCCAGUCUUUUGAAUGUCGCUGUCAUGGAAGAUUUGAAAGCUGGUGAUUUAUCGCUGAAAAACCGCCUGAACCCUGAACUCGGCCACUUGCUCUACAUAAUGAAUAGUUAUCCUGAGCUCAGGCCAAAGAUUGAUGAAAUGAUCGCCAAGAUAUCCGCCAUAACACCCGGAUACGAGUUUCUGCUAGAAUUUGAACAUUUUAGAGAGCUAAUGGUAAAGCAGAUGGAGACCACGGCCGCAGAAGAACUGUCUGCUAAGAUUAACACGAGGAAAUUGGAAUCUUCUAACGAGCGUCUCAUUGCAAAUAUCAAAGAAUACUCAGCUACCUUAAAAGACGAGACUGAGCGCUUCGAGCAGACCAUGGCGUUGAAAGCAGAAAUUAUCGCUAAGUUGGAACAUGAACUAGUUCUACUCAGCCAUGAUGCUACUGUUAAGCUUAAAAAGAAGAUUUUGGAUUCAGAACGUCAGAUGGUACUGGCGACUCGGACCCACGCAGUCAAGAAUGAGAUGUUGAAAGAAGAGGAGGUGGAGAGUCGGGAAGCUUACGAACAGCUGUUGAGGAAUCACCUCAUUGAAGAAAAGAAUCAGAGGGCACGACGAUUCAAAGUGGAAACGCAGUUGCUGUCAUGGCUACAGAAGUAUGACCUCGAGAUGAGUGACAAGCAGGUAGAAUUCGACGAGUUUUCGCAGAAGUAUGAUGAAGAAGUGGAAAAAUGCGAGGAGUUGGAGAAACAACUGGCAGAACAAGACGUCGAGUACAUUCCGUUGAUGGCCGAGCGUGAAGCGGAAUACCACCAGGAGAUGACGGAGAAGAUGAACAAGUUCCUAAUGGAUCACGCCGCGAGAGUCAUACAGCACGCGUGGAAAGAAGUGCUCGCCAACCGAGCCGAGAAGAAGAAGGUAAGGAUUUUAAUAAAUAGUGAACCAAGCAAAACGUUCAAUUUAGUUAUGGCUUUAAUGAAGACUAAUUUUCAUUAACAUAUUUAAAAAAUGCUAGCAGAAGAAAGUUUGUACA
Molecule: messenger RNA, 1390 nt
Organism: Helicoverpa zea (corn earworm)
Lineage: Eukaryota; Metazoa; Arthropoda; Insecta; Lepidoptera; Noctuidae
Product: dynein regulatory complex protein 10-like
Exons: 8
Coding region: 46-1353 (435 amino acids)
Source: RefSeq, a predicted model, not a curated record